Messenger RNA from Eruca vesicaria subsp. sativa (arugula), 855 nucleotides. Lineage: Eukaryota; Viridiplantae; Streptophyta; Magnoliopsida; Brassicales; Brassicaceae. The record is from the annotation of a GenBank genome assembly.
AUGUCUCAUCCUGCAUUUGAUGUCGAAGCAAACCAUUGUUCCCAUCUUCAUGGUUUGAUUUGCUACGCAACUGCUUCUGCCUCUGCUGAGCUUAAAGUGUACAACUCCAGCACCAGGAAAUCGACCACACUGCCUAAACUCGAGCCUGAAACUUCAGUCAAAAGUCACUUCUUAGGUUAUGAUGGUAUUGAUUGUGUUUACAAAGUGUUGUGUAUGUCCGGACCAAAGCCUGUUUUUCAGGUUAUGACCUUAGGAGACGGGAGUUCAUGGAAGACCAUUGACGUUGGUCUGUACUCUCAUUUUCCUCUCGUGAACCAUAUAUGUAUCGAUGGUGUAUUGUAUUAUGAAGCUUGUGCUGACACGAAAUUGAAGGGAACUUCAUUCAUCAUAAGAUUUGAUGUUAGGUCUGAAAAUUUUGAACGUAUCAAAAUGCCUGGCGAUGAUGUCAAAUGUUCAGCAAUGGUAAGUUACGAGGGGAAGCUAGCUAUCAUAUCCAUGGAGAUUUCAUCUGAUGGUGGCUUGGUUUUGUGGGUUCUUGAGGAUGCAGUGAGACAUAAAUGGUUGAAGAAGGUUUUUGUUUUGCCUAAUUGGUGGACAAGUUUUGUUGAGGGCACAUUAGUACAUGUGUUUCAUCGCUUCGUUAACGUCAAUGAUGCGGGUGAGCUGGUUUUGGCACCUAUUUUUGUGCUUACUCGACACUAUGUUCUAUAUUAUGAUCCAAAUAGAAAUAGUAUUAGAAAAGUCACAGUAGAAGGAAUCGAAGAGCCUAAACGUCACGACAACAGCAGACCAUUCGAUGCUUGUCGUCUGCUCCAUCUCUGCUCUAGUCAGGUUGAGAGUCUCAUGUUUCUGUAA